AUGGGCAACUCAUCGUCGAGUUCAUCGCGAAUCAACAAAAAAUCAGAAUCCAUGGAGAUUCGAAGCAAAUCAAACAGAUCUUCGGUAUCGGGCGAGUUCAACAAAAGCAAAAGCAUGAUGGACAUGAGCUCGAAGAGCUCGCGAAUGUCAACAUCAACGACGUCGAACACGUCAAGACAGAAGAGUAUCACCAGCAUCAAAGACAAAGACAGACCAAAAAGUGCGCGAGAGGCGAAGAACACAGACAUUUCCAGAACCAAAUCGAUGAAAAAGGACAAUCACCCAAUUUCUGCACAGGGUCGAGACAUUAUCUCACAGUGCUUUGAUAACCCACAUUCCGAAUUUGCUAAUAAGGUUGUGCAAAGAAUCUUCGAGAAACGCGAGGACUACCAAAAGUACAUUAUGAACCUGGGCAAGGAGCGAAGUGUCAUCGUCAAUAAUCGUCUGAAACAACUGGUCGAGGAUAUUGUUGCACAUAUCCACGACGCCGAUUUCAUUGAGAGCGUCUCCAAGCAAUACGGAGAGGAGCAUGUUGAGCUAAAACAGUACGGAUUCAAGCCCGACUUCUGGGUCGCCGUAGCGGAUGCCAUGACUCUAGAGGGCGUCAUUUUAGACAUGGCAAAUCAUCAGCCAGCCGACACCGUUUCCGCAUGGUCCUCCCUAGUCACAUUGAUCUUCUCGUCCGUCCGUGACGGCUACUAUUCGGAGUUGCGACGUCACCGUAUGAGCUCACGACGAACGCUAAAACAUCAGAGUACAGUGGAUUCAAGAGAGGAAAAUAAUGAGCAAUCCUCAUCCUCCGCACCAAACGGGGUCGCUACCACUGCAGCUGGUAUGCUCGGACAGCGAGACCAUUCCAAGAGUAUACCAGUUCACAUGUCGGAGGAACUCACUCCACGAAACAUCUUAGCGAGCUCCCGACGAGAAACUCUCCGAAGCGUUUCCACUUAUUCCACAGACUCCACAUCUCAUUCUCAUUCCGGCAGAAGAAAUGGUUCUGAUGCGCCAUCCACUUCAUCCACAUCAAGCAACGUGAUUCGUCGUCCGAUCUUUGAAUAA
This is a messenger RNA of Caenorhabditis remanei, 1059 nucleotides long. RefSeq lists its product as uncharacterized. The record is from RefSeq and is a predicted model, not a curated record. Lineage: Eukaryota; Metazoa; Nematoda; Chromadorea; Rhabditida; Rhabditidae. The transcript has 8 exons. The coding region runs from base 1 to 1059 and encodes 352 amino acids. Gene Ontology annotation, molecular function: heme binding; oxygen binding.